This is a messenger RNA of Triticum aestivum (bread wheat), 2007 nucleotides long. Its product is annotated as shaggy-related protein kinase kappa. The transcript is spliced from 13 exons. Gene Ontology annotation, molecular function: protein serine/threonine kinase activity; ATP binding. Gene Ontology annotation, biological process: cell differentiation; signal transduction; peptidyl-threonine phosphorylation. NCBI's taxonomy places the organism in Eukaryota, Viridiplantae, Streptophyta, Magnoliopsida, Poales, Poaceae. The record is from RefSeq and is a predicted model, not a curated record. Gene Ontology annotation, cellular component: nucleus; cytoplasm. The coding region runs from base 498 to 1778 and encodes 426 amino acids.
UUCCUUCCUUUCUUUCUGUCAGGUUCACUUCACAUGCUCACCAUCACCUCCUCCUCCUCCUCAACUAUUUUUCUACUGCAUGCCAAUAAUGUUGAGUGCCAGAAAAAGAAUAGUUUGGAAGGUACAAGGGGAGGAGGUAGCAGCCGCCCCCUGCCCUCCACUCACUCGUCAGUCACCAUUACCUACUGGCCGGCCGGCCCGGUGACCGUCUCCCCCCUCCGGCGCCCCGAGACCAGCGGUUCGUCCAGGGAGAAGAAUCGCGGGAACCGUGCGUGGAACCGCUGAGGGGCUGCGGCCUGAUCUGCUCCAGAAUUUUCGGCCUUCGAUCUCCCCGGCAGGUUCGGUUUCAGCCGUUAUUGGAGCAGAUGGUGGAGGAAGCUGCAAUGGCAGUAGGCUGAUCCUUGUGCUGCCAAUAAGAUGAGCCCUCUGCUGUUUGCAGACGCUGACCUUGGUGAUGUCCAUUAAUUCGGUAAAUUUCCUCACCAAUCAGCUGGGAGAUGGCGUACUCUGGACAGAGGCAUGCCGGUGCCGCCGGGAGCUCGUCGCGGCAGGGGAAUGGCUUGAAGGGGCAGGCCAGCUCAGUUGAGUUCCUAGGAAGGGGGAUGGUGGGGAUGCAGCUCAGAGAUGCAAAGCCAGAUGAUGCUGAUGAUGAAAGGGACAAUGAGCCAGAUGUGGUUGCAGAUUCUGGUUCUGAAGCUGGUCAAAUAAUUGCAACCACAAUCCGUGGUCGAAAUGGUCUGCCUAAACAGUGCGUCAGUUACAUCGCAGAACAUGUGGUUGGAACUGGUUCUUUUGGGGUUGUAUUUCAGGCCAAAUGUCGAGAAACGGGAGAAGUCGUUGCCAUCAAAAAGGUUCUUCAAGAUAAGCGCUACAAAAACAGGGAAUUGCAAAUUAUGCAUAUGCUUGACCAUCCGAACAUUGUUGGUCUUAAGCAUUACUUCUUCUCAACCACUGAAAGGAAUGAGCUUUAUCUUAAUCUUGUCCUUGAGUUCGUGCCAGAGACAGUAAACCGGAUGGCAAGACAGUACAACAGAAUGAAUCAAAGAGUGCCCCUCAUUUAUGUCAAGCUAUACACUUAUCAGAUAUGCCGAGCACUUGCUUAUAUACACAACUGUGUUGGCAUCUGCCACCGUGAUAUCAAACCACAGAAUGUUCUCGUUAACCCACAUACACACCAGCUCAAAAUAUGUGAUUUUGGCAGUGCAAAGGUCUUGGUCAAGGGAGAGCCAAAUAUCUCCUACAUAUGCUCAAGAUACUACCGAGCACCAGAACUCAUAUUUGGUGCAACUGAAUAUACUACAGCCAUUGAUUUGUGGUCCACAGGCUGUGUGAUGGCAGAGCUGCUUCUUGGACAGCCACUCUUUCCUGGGGAAAGUGGAGUUGAUCAGCUGGUUGAGAUUAUCAAGGUCUUGGGUACUCCAACAAGGGAAGAGAUCAAGUGCAUGAAUCCAAACUACACGGAGUUCAAGUUCCCACAAAUUAAGGCUCACCCAUGGCACAAGGUUUUUCAGAAAAAGCUUCCACCUGAAGCAAUGGACCUUGUCAGCAGGUUUCUCCAAUACUCGCCAGAUCUUCGGUGCACUGCUAUGGAAGCCUGCAUGCACCCGUUCUUUGAUGAGUUGAGAGAUCCAAACACCCGUCUACCUAACGGUCGCCCUCUUCCUCCCCUCUUCAACUUCAGAUCUCAAGAGCUAAACGGUAUACCUCCGGAAGUCGUCGAGCGCCUGGUUCCGGAGCAUGCGAGAAAGCAGAACCUGUUCAUGGCGCUCCGCACCUAGUUUUCGCAUGUCCUCUCCGUGUUUUUUCGCGUUGUUUGGUGCCUGGACUCUGGAGGGAAGCUUGUAAAUUGAGCUGUAGCUUUGUGUGGGUGCAAGCACUGGUGUAGUAGAGUUGCCCCAGGGUGCAUGUGAGGUUUGCAGGCUUGAUGGUUGAUGUGUAUAGAUGAUUUGGGGUUUCUGGAAGUUUCUUGCUUGGAUGAAUUGAUGCAAUCAAAAUCGUUCAGAAACA